AUGCCAGCCCUCUCCACCCCUCCGCAGACUCCCUCCACCGCUUCCUCGCCCUUCCUCUCCCGCUCAAAUUCGUACAUUACCAGCCGCAGCCGCAGCAGCAGGCCAUCCACACUCGGACUUGGCAACGAAGAAGAUGCCGAGGCAGAUGCCGAGGCCAAGGCCAACAGAAGAAUUCCCUACCUUUUCCUCAGCUCCAUCGCCGCCGUCACGCUGGUUGCACACAAGUACUGGCCCAAGGGCUUCCCACAGGGCGAAAGGGAGGACUGGCAGCUGUCGGAGCUGGGGUUGCGCGCCAAGCAGAGGCGGCUGGCAGAGAAGGCCGAGAAGAAGUCUGCUCGGAACUUGUACCUUGUCGGAGAUGUCGGCCUGAUGGAAGGAGACCGAGGGGAGGAGAGGGGGACUACUAUCAUGGAGAUGAGGGAGAGGGGUCAGAUGGCAGAAAGAGACAAGAGAAGCCGGCGCGGAUCUAUUGCCAGCCAUGACCGCAGCAGGAGCGGCGACCAUCGUGACUUUGGAGUAGGCCGAUACGUCGAGCCGUCAUACGGGCGAGCCGGCAGCCGCGAACGUUCUGGACGCCGUCCGACAACCGAGCAGUACUGCCGCCUUGCUCCGAAAAGCCCUGUCGCUACCACCAAGCUGGUGCCGUCUUUCAGGGCCCAAUACCUCCUCGAGAGGUCUUCGUCCAAUGCGGGAUCUGCAGCUGAGUCGAGCGUCUCGAGUUUUUCACAGCCUAGAUACUACGACGAAGAUCGUCCUGGGGAGGUUGUGUACGUCUACCGAGAGUCGCCCUCAAAGUUGAGGCGAAGUUGA
Molecule: messenger RNA, 810 nt
Organism: Parathielavia appendiculata
Lineage: Eukaryota; Fungi; Ascomycota; Sordariomycetes; Sordariales; Chaetomiaceae
Exons: 4
Coding region: 1-810 (269 amino acids)
Source: RefSeq, a predicted model, not a curated record